Messenger RNA from Liolophura sinensis, 3005 nucleotides. Its product is annotated as protection of telomeres protein 1-like. Bases 181 to 2565 code for a protein of 794 amino acids. Lineage: Eukaryota; Metazoa; Mollusca; Polyplacophora; Chitonida; Chitonidae. Gene Ontology annotation, molecular function: telomerase inhibitor activity; G-rich strand telomeric DNA binding. Gene Ontology annotation, biological process: regulation of telomere maintenance via telomerase; telomere capping. The transcript is spliced from 17 exons. Gene Ontology annotation, cellular component: nuclear telomere cap complex; chromosome, telomeric region. The record is from RefSeq and is a predicted model, not a curated record.
UUUCAUGAUGGCUGAUGGUUUACACCUCCCCUGUGGAGCAGACCAAGAGAUAGUAAUUUUACAUAGCAACCGAACCUAAAUCUUAACGUACUUCGUGCAUGUCGUUUGUGUGCUGUAAGAGUGACAGUAUACAACAGGAGAUGACUUAGGCAGAAGACGAAUGGUAGAAAUCAACUGACAAUGACGGUGACAAAACUGACCUGUUCUAAAAAAGAGGCUGUUACUAUUAAGCUCCCAGAUGACUAUACCAGACAGCCUAUUGCUGACCUUAAAACAGAUGGCAUUUACUCCAAGAAAUAUAUACAGGGUUUUGUGUCCUCUAAAUGGGAUUUACAGUACAAGAAGAAAAAGCCUUACCUGUUGAAACUUGUUAUUGACGAAAGUAAUGUGUCUACCACUGGUCCAGCUUCCAAUACCAGUUCCAUCAGUGUGUUCUGUUUUGGUGACUUGGCCAAGGAAGUGGAACAGAUACUCAAGGGGAAUUUUGUGAUCAUAUCAGGGUUUACUGUUGAGCAGUCUAAUCGAUCAACGGCAGGUCAUACGUGUCAAGUGUGUGUGAAUGAUGAUAAGGGAGAUGUAAAAAUCUGGAUUGUAGACAUCCGAGGAAAAGUCAAGGUAGUUUCUGACAUAGUCGCACGCCCACCUCGAAAUGCAACUUCUGACGUCCCCACCAAAAAGCGAAACCCACCACAGUACGAAUACACUACCAUCGACAAAGUCAAGGCAACCUCUAGUGUAAAUCUCUUCGCUGUGGUGAAGUUUUUCAAACCUCCAUAUCGCACAAGGGGAACAGAUCUUUGCCAGGUUAUGAGUCUUGUGGAUCCUACAUGUGACUGUCUGACAAAGUUAAAGUGCGUCUUCUUCAUUAGACCACCUGCAGAAGUGCCACCGGUGAAAUUAGGCUCUAUUGUACGAUUUCAUAGAUUAAAGGUUGUUAAUUACAAUGGAGAGCCACAAGGCAAUAACUCGCCUGGGUUCUCUUGGCUUGUGUUUGAGGGUGAGGAAGGAGCGAGUUUAGAGCCAAAGACCUCUAGCUCCCAGUUUACCCUUACUGAUGGUGAUAAGGAAAAGGUUAAGGAGUUGAGAAAGUGGGCUGCUGGUUUGGAUGAGUUCAGCAAGAAUGUUAAGCAAUUUACCUUGGGUGAUUUUAUACCUGGCAGCUAUUCUGAUAUUGUCGUUCAGGUGGUGUCCACUGGUGUUGUUGAGGAAGGUGUCUGUAUAUUGCUGAGAGUCUGGGAUGGAACAAAACUGUUGUAUCCUGUUAGAUCAAUUGACGUAAGUGGUGAAAGCUGUGACCUCGACACUGAUGCAGAACUUGAUAAGAUAGCCCAAGGCUUCAUCUAUGAUGUAUGUCUUUUUGAUGAUCAUUAUGCAAAUGGCAGAGCUAUUAAGCCAGGAGAUCUCAUUAAUCUUCGAAAUUUGCAUGCUGCUGUGUAUAAAAAUGCAGAGACAAGAGAUGAGUACAAUGCUUUACAAACUGUUGAACUGGUGUUACAUAGGGGGACUUCUUAUGGCCGUGGUGUGUUUAAGGCCAAACCAGGUGUGCAAGAAACAGAGAACCUGACAAACAGACUUGAUGCAAUCAAGGAGAAGGUUAGGAGUAGCAAAGGUGGACAAGAUGGAAGUGCUGAAUCACCUAGUACAUCAACAAGGGUGCCCCAAAAGACAGAAAUGCCACAAGAUUCUUCCAUAGCAAAAGACAAGGCUGGCCUAUCUUGUUUAGAAGGGAAUGUGGCUAACAUAAACAGACAAGAUGAAAUUACCACAGAGUUGUGCAAUCAUAAUGUAUCUGCAGAAAACUCGAGGCAGCCAGAGAAAAGGGGAGUUUUUCAUCUAAAUACACAGAGUGAAAGGUUGUCACCAAAUAAAAAAGUUGUCAGGCUUUCUGAUCACUGUGAAAGUUAUAGACAGGUUCAUUUUAUCACACCUGGGUCACCUGAGCUGCAGCUGUCAUGUGACCCAGCUGUCUCUCCUUUGCAAUCAGAUCAAAUCCUGGAUGCUAACAGGUGCAUGAUGGACACUGCGACAGUUCUCACAGCACAUCAACACAUAAAAAGUUGUUGUCUGUCAGAGGUGAAGCGGCACAACGUUCCUUAUAAGUUCCGUGUUCUGGCCAAAGUGGUGGAUUAUCAUCCGAAGACAGAGUAUCCCGAGGAUCUGGUCAAGUUGUACUGCCCGCAGUGCCACUUUGUAGUGCGCCCUGAUAUAUCACCUGAUGGACAGCUGAAGUACCCCCAUUGCAUAAAGUGUAUUAAGGAAACUUCAAAUCCAGUAUCAGAAUCAGCUUCCCCUUCCAUGGAGUACACAUUUAUUCUGAAAUUCAGUCUGAAUGAUGGUGAAGAUGCUAUUGUAGCUCGUCUAUGGAGGGACAGUGCAACAGAAUUUUUGCGUGGAACCAAGCCAGAGGAUGUCUUAAAAGAUUCCAGAACCUUCAAAAGAGUCAGAUGUGACCUGAUGGCAUUGUUGGGGACAGAUCAGUCCAAACCAUGGUUAGAAUGUUGCAUCAAAUCUUACAGCAGUCAAGCAGGAACCUGUUACCAGAUAUUUGAUACAACUUUGGCAUGAAUCUCAUAUUUUGUUCAAGAAAAUAUGUUUGUGUUGAUAGUGGUUAAUUUUUUUAGUCCUAGACAUACAUAUUUCUUGUUGGCAUUUUAAUGGCAGAUACCUUGUAUGAAGUUUUUCGUUGAAGGUUUCAUGAAUUUAUGAAAUUGGUAUUAGCAUUCAUGAACAGCUGCCUGAGCUUCACAUAAUCUAAAUUGAUUAUGUCUGGCCAUAAUACAACAAAAAAAUUUGCCAACAUUUCAGGAAAAGUUCCAUUUCAGUGAUCAUUACAAUGUAUAUAAUACCACAUUAUAACCAAGAUGCUCCUUGCAGUGUUAAAGGAUGUAAAGCCCUUUUAUCACCAAGCUGCUCAUGACAUUGUGAAUAAAGCUUUAUCAUGUUCAUUACAAGGUAACUAAAGCCUCCUUUUUACUUAUUAAUUUAUACAUGCAAUGCACCUCCAU